Molecule: messenger RNA, 6035 nt
Organism: Lates calcarifer (barramundi perch)
Lineage: Eukaryota; Metazoa; Chordata; Actinopteri; Centropomidae
Exons: 9
Coding region: 141-5321 (1726 amino acids)
Molecular function (GO): structural molecule activity
Source: RefSeq, a predicted model, not a curated record
ACGCCUGAGGCUUCAGCUCCACAGCGGGGAGUUUAGACAGCUGCUGGAGGAUGAGAUUAAGACAUACAGCAGCAGAAUAAAACAGAAAAACCUGCAUUUCUCUCUUAUUAACUGAGGAAAUUCAAACUUUAGAGGAUGAGAUGACGCCGUGGCAGGUUCUCCGUGCAGGCAGAGCGUCGCAGGCAGCUCUGGGUUACCGUGUUCAUCAUGGACCCAGAGUCUCGGUGCAUUACAGCACGGCUGCUGCAGCUCCGGACAGCAGCAGGAGCUUCUGUUUGUCCAGAGAGAAACAGACUCUGCAGGAGCUGAACAGGAGGCUGGCGUCGUACCUGCAGCAGGUACAGUGUCUUGAGGCAGCCAAUCAGAGGCUGGAGCGUCAAAUCCAGGAGGAGCUGGACAGGAAGUGUCCCAGAGAGCUAAGAGAGCUGGAUGGAUACCUGAGGAUGACGUCACUACUGCAGGACCAGAUCAGUGAAUGUCUCUCGGCCCAGGCUCAGGUGAGGCUGCAGCUGCUCAGUGCAGAGCUCACCGCCCUCGACUUCAAAGCCAGGUGUGAGAAGGAGCGUGAGCAUCGUGGUCAUGUGGAGGCAGAGCUUAACGACCUGAGACUGCUGGAGGAAGAGUUAAAGGUCCAGAAAGUGCCGGAGCUGCAGAGCCUGCUGAACGAUCAAACACAACAUCUGAAGGAGCUGCAGAUGCAACAUCAACAGGAUAUGCAGGGUUUCCUGGUCCAGGUGUCAGGGGGAGUCACUGUAGAGAUGCACAGACCUGAGUUGUCAGACCUGAUCCAGCAGCUGGACCACCUGAGACAGACAAGUGUGAUGCUGCUGGAGAAGAACCAGAGUGAGACCUGGCUUGACAACCAGGUGUCCAUGUUGAGUUCUCCAGAGAUGACCUUUGACCCUUCAGAGAUCGUCCAGACCGAGGUGGUGGAGCUGAGGAGAACAGCAGCCAGUCUGGACGAAGAGCUGAAGCGACUGCAGGCCCUGAACAUCCUUUUGGAGAACUCUGGUCAGGAGCAGACUGAGUCCUUUGUCCUGCAGCUCGAGGUCCUGCAGCAGAAAGCAGAUGGUCUGUGCACAGAUCUGGACUCAGUGCUGCAGGCUGCAGCUCAGCAAGCUGAAGACCAUCAGGCCCUGCUGGACACCAAGAACAAGCUGGAGACUGAGAUACAAGAGUACAGGAGGCUGCUGAACGGGCUGAGUCGAGAGGGAGUUUCAAGUCUUCACUUUAAGUCCAAGCCAACCAUCACGUCUUUCCAUGCUUCAACCAGUCCUGCUGCCUCCAGAAAAUUUGCAUCAGACAGAGUAGUCAGUGUUCAGGGAGGAAAUCUUCGGAAGAUGGACGUUCAGACCGUCUCUAGAGGCAACAUCUGCACUGUCAGACAAACAUCUGUGGUUUCCCCAUUUUCAGAAACAGUGACCACCAACCAGUCAAUCAGGGUCUACAGUAAGCACCCAAAGAACUCACCAGUGAUAUCGAUUAACACAAAUCUGACUGACUUGUUGCACAACUGCAAAAACUUGAGAACAGUAGCUAUUCCCGAAAAGACUGGGAGGGAAUCCAGUCAUGUGGAUCAGAUUAGUCAGAGUUUGGACAAAGGGUGUGUUGUCAAGGCCUUGAAAACUGAGAUAAAUUCUGCAACAACAUGCAUCACCAUGUUGGUUCCUGACAUACAAUCUGGUGUUCAGACUACACCAGACACCUGUACCGCCAAACAAACUACCGAACAAGCUAGUCCGCAGGUUGAUGAAACAGAAACACACAUUCAAACAGAGAUAACCACAACCAUUCCUGGUGCAGAAAUAGAAAUUAAGCGAGGACCACAUUUUGUAACACAGACAACCACGUCUGAUUUCAGCAAACAAACUGCUGCAGAGACAGAAACUAAUAUUUCAGCUCAAAUGGAUCACACUGAGGACUACACGCAAGCUAAGGAACCAGAGCCUGCACAGGUCAUGUCUUUUGAGGAGGCUCCCAGUGAGGUCUCAGAGGAGAAGGCCCUGAUGGAUGAAAAGGACAUAGAGAAGCAAGAAAAGAAGGAAGACAAAGAAAGACUAGGAGUAGGAGACGCUUUGUUUGUUCCAAGAUCCGAUCAAAAUUCAGCACUGUCCAAUAUGUCCAACACCAAACAAAACAAAGUCAAGGAGGAUGCAAAUACAGGGUUCACCAUUACAACUUCUUCAUCCAGUAGCCUGGUCAGCAACAAAAACCUUGAGAGUACAGAGAUUUUGAAGACAACAGAAAUAGAAAUUAAUAAGGAAAAGACUUUUACUUCCAAACAAACUACUGAAGAAGCUAGUCCACAAGCUAAUAAAAUAGAGACACACAUUCAAACAGAGAUCACCAAAACCAUUCCUAAUGUAGAGACAGAAAUAGAGCAAGGAUCACAGACAGUCAUGUCUGAUCACAGCAAACAAACUGCUGCAGAAUUAAAGAAAGAGACAGAAACUAAUAUUCUAACUCAAAUGAAUCACAUUGACAACUACACCCAAGAUAAGGAACCAGAACCUGCACAGGUUAUGUCUUCAAAGUUCAAGACUCAAUCAGAAACUGACAGAGAUACAGAUUAUGUUGUCCUCACACCAUUCGAGGUGUCUGGAUCCCAGUGUUGUGAGUCAACAAAACAAAACAAAGUUGAGGAGGAUGCAGAUACAGCAGAUACAGGAUUCACUAUCAUAACUUCUUCAUCCAGUGGCUCAGACAGCAACAACAACUUUGAGAGCAAAACUACAAGAACAGAUAUUCUGAAGACAAUAGAAUUAGAAAUGAACAAGGAAGAGAUAGUCAACGGUUUCCAUGAUACCAGUGAGGUAAAGGUGGCCCCUCCUGAGUCAGUUACUCUAGCAGGUCAAGAAGAUUUGUUGAGUGUCACAGAGCCAAAACAGUCUGCGAGUCUAACAGAUUCUGGUGUGGCUUUGAGUUCAUCUGACCCUGACGAGCUUUUAAGUCCAAGGAUAACGGAUGUAUUCCUGAGCCCAACAAAAACAUUUGCACGCUUGAGUCCAGAAAUAUGCCUAAGUCCAGUCGAGACAGAAGUGUUAUUGAGCAUGGCAGAUCAGAUAUUUUGCCCAGUUGAUCUAGAAGACCGCAUCAAAAGUCCCAAUUUAGUUCUGAGUCCAAAUGACCCAGAAAUGUAUCUCAGCCCAGACGACACAGAAACGUGUUUGAGUCCAGUUGAGAUUAAGGGGUGUCUAAGUCCAAAUGGUGAAGAAGAAGACGAGGAAGUGUGCCUGAAUCUAACUGAGGCAAAUGCACAUGUAAGACCAGUUGAAAAAUACAUUCUCUCAACAAAGGAGGAAAGCCAGUCCUUAUCAUUUUGUGAAGAACAAUCUUUGCCAGAAAAGGGCAUAAAUAGAAGAGUCACCAUUUCAGUGAAAGAUGGGGAGAGUUUGUGUUUUGGAUCAUUUGAAGGUGACGAGGGUAGUAGGGGUACUCUCACUGGUACAACCAUCACGUCUAGACCAACCAGUCAAGGAAGUGAGAAGCUUGGACGUCCAGGUGGUCGUAGCAUCAUAGCAGACAAAGAAGAACAGCUUGGUUUUGGAGGCCUGUAUCGGAAAAGUGUAAAAGAUGCAAGCGGUGUGGCUAGCAAUUCAGAAGGUAUACCUGCUAGCAACAGUGGUGUGGUUAGUGAUCUUGCAGCUACUUUUAGUGGCACAGCUGCUAAUUCUUCAGGUACAGUCAGUAGUAAUGCAGAAUCUGCUGCUACAGCAGGCGAACAGGGAAGAUUUAGGGGUGGCAGUAGAGACUGGAUGGUUUAUGGUGGGAGUCUGGGACAUACAAGAACGAGCAUACCCAGCACAGGGAGUAAGGAAAGCCCAUCAGUAGCCACCGACUCAAAAAGCCAACCAGAAACAGGAAGGUUUGGUAGUAGAGGAAGUGGGGAGUGGCUGGUUUACGGAGGCAGUCUCAGACGUAAAAGCAGCCUGGAUGGUAGCAUUACCUUACCCAGCGAAGGUAACAAAGAGAGCCCAACAGUGACCACGGAAUCAGCUACAAACCCACCAGAAACAGGGCGGUUUGGCAGUAGAGGGAACGGAGAGUGGAUGGUUUACAGCGGCAGUCUUAAACAUACGUGCAGUGUAGCUAGCAAUGACAGCUUAGCCAGGACAGGGACUGAAGAAUGUCUGCCAACUGCCAUGAUCCUGGCAACAAACCCACCAGAAAGAGGGAGAUUUGGCAGCAGAGGGAGUGGAGAAUGGAGAGUUUAUGGUGGGAGUACUGGACGUGUGAGCAGCCUGGCUGGCAGCGAUAGCAUGGUCAAAUCAGAGAGCAAAGAGAGUGUGUCAGUGGCUACACAACUAGCAACAAGCCCGCCAGUUGCACAAGGAGGAGGGAGGUUUGCCAGUGGAGGGAGUGGGGAAUGGAGAGUUUAUGGCGGGAGUAUUGGACGUCUGAGUAGUGCUGGUAGCAGUGAAAGGAUCAGCGCUACUGACAGCCGAGUGAUCAGUCCACCAAGUAGCUACACAGGUAGUGGACCAAGAUUUAGUAGUGCUGGGAGCAGUGGCAGGAUCAUCAGUAAUGAUGGUCGAGUAAUCAGCCCACCAAGUAGUUACACAAGUAGUGGACCAAGACGUAGUAGUGCUGGAAGUGGUGGUAGACUCAGCUUAAGUAGUGUUGUUAGGCGCAGCAACAGUGUAGGAAGUGGUGGCAAGUUAAGUAGCUCAGGUAGCGGUGGCAGACUCAGCAGCUCACCUAGCACCCACAGGAUUAGCAGCUCUGGGAGAAUGGGUAGCACUGGCAGUGGUGAAUGGAAACCUGUUUACAGCUCAGCUAGUGGACGCAGGAGCAGUGCAGGGAGUGCAGGGCAAUCAGGUGGAGGUAGGAAAUCCAGCAGCCAAAGAGCCCCAAGCCCCGGAGGGAGGAUGACUGUCAGCGGGGGUAGUGGUGGGUGGCUGAACAGUUCAGGGGCAGGUGGGAAUCGCAUCAGCAGCGCCGGGAGUGGGUCUAAACUCAGCGGCCCAGGUAGCAACGACAAAAUCAGUAGCCAAACUGGAGGAAGGAUCAGCAGCUCCUCCAGGUCAGGGAGGACCAAUAGCACAGGGGGAAGGGUCAUCAGCAGCAGUGACCGGCCAAUCAGGAGCACUGGCAGCGGAGCCGGAGGCACCAAGGAGAGAAUCAGUGUUUGUAAGAUGGCAGCACUGACGAUCUCAGCAGCGGGAAGGGAGAGAAGUCAGGAGAAACGAAAACAAACUCAGAGGUCUCAACAACAGCAACAGGCUGCAGCUACCUCUCCUCUCGUCCAGCGUUGGUUGACCACAGGCGUUGGGGUGACAAGCGCCGAUCCUGAUGGCCUUGAUGACAUCAUGCGUCUCUGAUUGGUUAUCUGUGGUGGAAUUUAGUGACAUCACACCUGCACACAAACAAAAGUAACAACAAGAAGAUUCCAAAUAUCUUCUUUUGAAUAAACAGCCAACAAAUACAUUUGUUAUAUUCAGUUUUUAUUUUUUAAAAAUAGGAAUAAAUUGUGUUUGUUUCAAAUUUAGAGAACUGUUUGACACUCUGAACGUCAGAUACCGUUACAAUAACAUCUGCAUCAAAACUAUCUGGUUUAAUUAAUUUUUUGUCUUUGAGAGACUGGUGUGUAAAAUCAGCAGUUUAGUUUAUUUUUCUUCACAUUUUUCUCUUCAUUCUUUCAUUCAAAGUAUUUCCUGAUCUGUUGUUGGAAAAUCUGACUACAUAUAUCAAGAACUUUUUUAAUUGUGUUUAACUUUAAAACAUCCUGGUUUUAUAUCUGGUUUACAGCCGUUGUUUUGGUGUAUCGGCAUCAGUGGGUCCUGUUCACAUUAUGAAUCACCUCCUUCAAUAAUCAUCACUUUGUUUGAUUGGUAUUUACCUUUAUAAUUUACAUGUCAGUUCAUAAAAACUUUAAAAACCAGAAGCUAGGUUUAUUGGAAAUGUUCACAUUUUAUAUCUCUGGUCAUCUAACUCUGUGGUGUUUGAUUUUUCUGUUUGCAUCUGUUGGUUUCUAUUAAAUUUCAUAUCUGAUUUGUAAAUUUUAAUCCUGGAAAUAAAAAUGAUAAAUCACCUGA